GGCGCGCGGGGAGGCGCGGGGGCACCGGCUGUGGGCGCGCGGGGACGGGCGAUGCUGGGGCCCGGAGCCGGGGCCCGGGCAGAGGAAGGCGGCGCUGGCGGGAGCGAGGGCGCGGCGUUGGCGGAGCCCGGCACGGGCGCUGGCGGCGGGCGGGAGCCGGCGCGGCUGUGCGGCUACCUGCAGAAGCUGUCGGGCAAGGGCCCUCUGCGCGGCUACCGCAGCCGCUGGUUCGUGUUCGACGCGCGCCGCUGCUACCUCUACUACUUCAAGAGCCCUCAGGACGCGCUGCCCCUCGGCCACCUGGACAUCGCCGACGCCUGCUUCAGCUACCAGGGCCCCGACGAGGCGGCCGAGGCGGGCGCUGAGCCGCCCGCGCACUUCCAGGUACACAGCGCCGGAGCAGUGACGGUGCUCAAGGCUCCUAACAGGCAGCUCAUGACCUACUGGUUGCAGGAGCUUCAGCAGAAGAGAUGGGAGUAUUGCAACAACCUGGAUGUGGCCAAGUGGGACAGCCGCUCUGCCCCAGCCCCUGGUGGGGAGUACCCCAAGGGCCUGGUGGCCAGAGACAACACAGAAGUGACUUCCAUGCACCAGGAUGCCUCGGCAGAAAAGGCGAGAAACGUCCUAGCUGUGGAGACGGCGCCCGGAGAGCUGGUGGGCGAACAGGCUGCCAACCAGCCAGUUGCAGGACACCCUAAUUCCAUCAACUUUGACUUCCUGAAGCAGUGGAGUACUGAGCUCAAGAACUCUCUGAGGCCCGGGAGAGGGCAUAACGACAGCCGCAGGACUGUGUUUUAUACCAACGAGGAGUGGGAGCUGGUGGAGCCACCUUCGAAGGACCUGGAGGACUCCAUGGUGCAGGAGGACAAGAAGAAGCCUGGCCCUGAAGGGAGCAGAGGAGUGACCAGCUCAGGAUUCCCCUUUGACUUUGGCCGGAAUGCCUACAAAGGAAAGCGUCCUCUGAAAGACAUCAUCGGGUCGUACAAGAACCGGCACAGCAGCGGGGACCCUGUGGGUGAGGGCGUGGCAGCAGGCAGUGGUCCUGGCAAGCCGGCCCCUGAUAUGCAGCAGCUGCAGGUGCAGAGCCAGCAGGAAGAGCUGGAGCGGCUAAAAAAGGACCUGGCCAGCCAGAAGGAGCUGGUGCGGUUGCUUCAGCAGACGGUGCGCUCCUCACAGUAUGACAGGUACUUCAGUGGCAGCCGGCCCACGGAGGGCAUCCCCAAGGGGCUGCUGGCGCUCCUACACCAAAAGGAUGACCAGAUCCUAGGCCUGACCGGCCAGCUGGAACGGUGCGGCCUAGAGAGAGAGAGCCUUCAGCUGGAAGUGCGGACACUGAAGGGCAAGGUCGGCGAGCUCAACGAGCAGCUAGGAAUGCUGAUGGAGACCAUCCAAGCCAAGGACGAGGUCAUUGUCAAGCUCAGCGAGUGCGAGGGUAGCGGUUCCCCUCUCCCUGCUGGGCCCAUCUCCCCGCCAACCACCCCCACUGGCCGUGACCAGCUGGAGGUGGACCGGCUGAAGGAUAGUCUGCAAGGAUACAAAACCCAAAAUAAAUUCCUCAAUAAGGAGAUUUUGGAGCUCUCGGCUCUACGAAGGAAUGCAGAAAGGAGAGAGCGGGACCUAAUGGCCAAGUACUCUAGCCUGGAAGCCAAGCUCUGCCAGAUCGAAAGCAAAUACCUGAUUCUGCUUCAAGAGAUGAAGACACCAGUGUGCUCAGAGGAGCAGGGUCCUGCCCGGGAGGUCAUAGCACAGCUGCUGGAGGACGCACUGCAGGUCGAGAGUCCGGAGCAGCCAGAGCAGGCCUUCGUGAAGCCCCACCUAGUCAGUGAGUACGACAUCUAUGGGUUCAGGACCGUGCCUGAGGAUGGUGAGGAGGAGAAACUGGUGGCCAAGGUCCGCGCGCUAGACCUGAAGACGCUGUACCUCACGGAGAACCAGGACGUGUCCACCGGCGUCAAGUGGGAGAACUACUUUGCGAGCACGAUGAACAGGGAGAUGGUGCGCUCCCCGGAACUGAAGAACCUGAUCCGGGCCGGCAUCCCCCAUGAGCACCGCUCCCAGGUGUGGAAGUGGUGUGUGGACCAGCACCGGAAGAAGUUCAGAGACGGUUCCGAGCCCGGCUACUUCCAGUCCCUGCUACAGACAGCGCUGGAGAAGCAGAACCCAGCUGCCAAGCAGAUCGAGCUGGACCUGCUGCGGACCCUGCCCAACAACAGGCACUACUCAAGCCCCACCUCCGAGGGCAUUCAGAAGCUACGCAAUGUCCUGCUCGCCUUCUCCUGGCGCAACCCAGACAUUGGCUACUGCCAGGGCCUCAAUCGGCUGGUGGCGGUGGCACUCUUGUACCUGGAGCAAGAGGAUGCCUUCUGGUGUCUGGUCACUAUCGUGGAAGUCUUCAUGCCGCGAGACUAUUACACCAAGACCCUCCUGGGAUCCCAGGUGGACCAGCGGGUGUUCAGAGACCUGAUGAGUGAGAAGUUGCCCCGGCUGCACGCCCACUUUGAGCAGCACAAAGUUGAUUACACCCUCAUCACCUUCAACUGGUUCCUGGUGGUGUUUGUGGACAGCGUUGUCAGCGACGUGCUCUUCAAGAUCUGGGACUCUUUCCUUUACGAGGGACCAAAGGUUAUUUUCCGUUUUGCCCUGGCGCUUUUCAAGUACAAGGAAGAGGAGAUCCUGAAGCUGCAGGACUCCAUGUCCAUCUUCAAGUACCUUCGCUACUUCACCCGCACCAUCCUGGAUGCCAGGAAGCUCAUCAGCAUCUCCUUUGGGGACCUGAAUCCCUUCCCGCUGCGCCAGAUCCGGAACCGGCGAGCCUGCCACCUGGAGAAGGUGCGGCUGGAGCUGACGGAGCUGGAGGCCAUCCGCGAGGACUUCCUGCGUGAGCGGGACAGCAGUCCUGACAAGGGAGAGCUGGUCAGCGACGAGGAGGAGGACACCUGAGCGCCCUGCCUCAGUGCCCACACCAAGAUGCUGUCACUUGCCUCCCUGCACGGCCUGAGUGCACCUGCUGCAGGGACGCGGUUUGCUCAAAGCCAGGACUGAUGAUGGAGCAGCUGCGGCCGCUGGGCAUCUGCUGGGCAGACGUCUUCGCUCACAGCUACCUCCCCACGGGCAUGGGCAUGCUCAGCCUGUGCCGUGAGCCCUCAGCACCGCCCAGCAGGCUGGCAUUGAGUGCCUAUUGACAGCAUGCAUCAGCCAUCCUGGUGUUCACCCCGACCCUUCCAGAUCUCCCGAGUUCUGCCUUGGAGCGCCGGGCAUACCGAUUGGCGUGGCUGUUGCUGGUGGCAUGGGACUGCCCUUGGAUGAGAACCUCCUUCCCACCAGCCAUGUCCCCUCAUUGGACUCUACUCAGCACAGCCCAGGCUGGACUGCCUCACCUGCCUGUCUGUGUCCGGCUCUUCUCAGCUUGGCAGUCUGUGGGAAGCCAUUCCCCUAGUGUGGAUGCGGACCAGCGGGGCCAGCAAACCACAAAGCAGCCCCCUGGUGCUAGUCCCGGUGGGGGACCCUGCAGUCCAGUGAGGCCUACACUGCACAGUGAGGCCUUGCGGACACCCAACAGCCUCGACUGCUUCACCGGAGCGAACACAACUCCGCCAUGUCUCUGCUGCCCAUGACAUGUCAGGACAAACUGGUGGCCUCUGGGCCUCCAGGAGGUGUUAGGUGAGGGCAUCUGCCUGACCUGGGGACCACCUUGGCCCUUGCACUGAGGAGCCACAUGGCAUCUUGGGUGGCUGGUUGCUGUGAGCUCCACCCACACAUCUAUCCAUCCGCCUGUCCGUCCACACUUGCCUUAUUUUUGCCAAAUAGAGGGAGCCACUCCCUGUGAUGAGCCAAAGCCGCGGCCCCUCCCAGCAUGCACAGCGGGCUUUCCCCUUGCCUUUGUCUCUGGGAGCUGCCAACUGAGGCCUGAUUUCCAGAAACGUCUCCAAGAGCUGGGCCUGGCCAUCUCACCGCUGUUUCUGAGCAGCUAGGACUGAACACCAAGAACUCCUGGUUGCCUCCUGUCCCUGUCCCGCGUGUAGUGACACUGUGGUUCUCAGCCUGGGGACACCACGAAGGAAGGGGUCAGGGUCAGCCACACUCAGCUUUGUUCCCAAGAUCAUCUCCCCAUGGGCAAGGCUGGUACCACCUGCUGUUGGCAGGACCCUGAAGAGGGGGCGACUUGGCCUGGAAAGGUGGAAUAGCCCUGGGUGGGGAUGCUGAAAGCAAAGGCACUUCCACCCUUGCCCAAGUGGCCGCCAUAUGCGUGUUUCCAGGCCAUAAGCGUGAGACAGCUCCGGCUCCCCAGGU
Ochotona princeps (American pika) is the source of this 4290-nucleotide messenger RNA. It is a transcript of the gene TBC1D2B, whose product is annotated as TBC1 domain family member 2B. The coding region runs from base 52 to 2940 and encodes 962 amino acids. The transcript has 13 exons. NCBI's taxonomy places the organism in Eukaryota, Metazoa, Chordata, Mammalia, Lagomorpha, Ochotonidae. The record is from RefSeq and is a predicted model, not a curated record.